Molecule: messenger RNA, 1149 nt
Organism: Merops nubicus (carmine bee-eater)
Lineage: Eukaryota; Metazoa; Chordata; Aves; Coraciiformes; Meropidae
Gene: MFSD6L
Product: major facilitator superfamily domain containing 6-like
Exons: 1
Coding region: 1-1149 (382 amino acids)
Cellular component (GO): membrane
Source: RefSeq, a predicted model, not a curated record
AUGCCUGGAAGCCUUUCAGACCACCAGAAAGAUGCUCAAGAGAUCAACUUCGAGGCACUGCAGAACAUCUUUCAGGACAGAGAGAACCAGGUUUUUGUUAUGGUACUGGGUGCUGUCGUGGUUUGGGAGCUCUUGGCUACUUCUCUUGAAUGGACAGUGGACGAGAGUCUCUAUGAGUAUCUCGACUUCGUUGAUGCGACCGACAGAUACGGCAGGCUGUGGAUUUGGAGUUACCUGGGUGCGUCUGUAGGCGCCUGCAGCAUCGCCGUGCUCGUGGAUCACCUGCACUGCCUCCUGAGCAGCACGACCACCCGCCUGGCUGCCCAUUUCUACGGCUACGCCAUCCUGACGGCGCUCUGCUCGCUGGUCAGCGUCGUUCUGCCCAUCCAGGCUGCGAGGAAGCCCAGCCGUGUUAACAAAGCGGCCAAAGCCCUGGCGCUGCUGCGGAGCGACGGCCGCGCGGUGCUGCACGCCGCCACCCUCUGCCUCACCGGCGCCGCUGCCUCUGCCACCCACAACUUCCUCUUCUGGCAGAUGCAGGACCACGGCAGCAGCGAGCUGUACAUGGGGCUCUCCGUGGCCGUCGGGCUCCUUGCGGAAAUUUUGUUGUAUUUCUUCAAGGAGAAGUUGUUGAGGACUUUCUCGAGCAGCAAGAUUGUUGCCAGCAGUCUGAGCCUCCUGGCGGCGCAGCUUCUGUGCUACUCCUUCGUGUGGACUGCAUGGUCGGUUCUCCUUAUCCAAAUUUUAUCUGCCUUCAGCAAUGGUGCUUUGUGGUGGGUGAUUGAGGUGACAGUGGAUGACGUAGCCACUCCGGGCACGGAGAGGUCUCUCCACGCUCUUCUUCGGGGCCUCUUCCAUGGUGGAGGGAUGAGCUUGGGCAGUUUUGCAGGAGGAUUUGUCGUGAGAUGCUUUGGCCUGGCAGUUCUGUUCAGGGCGUGCAGCGUGUGCAUGGUGCUGUGGCUCUUCUUGUUCUUAAUUAUCCAAUGGAAAUUGCCACGGCAGAAAAAAAUUAAUUACUCUCGUCUCCUGGCUGCCGAUUCCAGUGACAUGAGUGACACUGAUGAGGAGAAUGAGAGGGACUGGCUGGUGAAAGCUAUGAAGGAUGAAAGUUUUAAUAGGAAUUGGUCACAACAGCGUGGGAUUAACUGA